GCUUCCCGGUGAAGCGCAAAAGAUCGAUCGACUCAUGGAGAAGUUUGCGAGUAGGUUCUGUGAAACGAACCCAAAUCAUGCAGAAGAACGUGAAAACAAAGAACGUGUUCCUAUCUGGUGCUUUACAAAGAAUUCUACUCGAUAAAGAAACAAAAAAGUCUCAUCAUUCACAACUAAAGAAAGCUUGCGAAACGGCUUUAGAGGAAAUAAACGCUGUUCAAGGAAAUGAAAAAUCUACAGGGAAUGUUUCUUCUGCAACUCUACCUCCACUACCUGGUCAGCAAACAUUCAUUACAGCAGAUCAAUAUUUUCUUCCUUUUGAGUUGGCUUGUCAAACAAAAUGUGCCAGGAUUGUCACCAUUGCACUUGACUGUAUACAAAAACUCAUUGCUUAUGGUCAUAUUGUUGGCGAUACACCAGACUCCAUUGAACCAGAGAGGCGUUUAAUUGACAGAAUUAUCGAGACUAUUUGUACUUGCUUUACCGGUAUAAAUACUGAUGUAAAUGUUCAAAUACAAAUUAUAAAGGCUCUUCUAACAGCUGUUACAUCAAGUACUUGUGAAGUUCAUGAAGGAACUUUACUUCAAGCAGUUAGAACAGUUUACAACAUUUACCUUGCCAGUAAAAGUCUUGUUAGUCAAACAACAGCAAAGGCAACACUGACGCAAAUGAUAAGUCUUGUGUUUCAGAGAAUGGAAAGUCAAGCUACUGAAAAUGGAAAUGAAGAAAAGGAUGAUAGCGAUAAUUUUAAAUCAGAAGAAAUCAGCAAAAAGGAGGAGAAAACUGACAUCAAUCCUUUACCAAAUGGUAAAAUCCAUCAUGGCGACGAUAAAAUUGAAGAUGUGAAUGAUAGCGUUCCUUCCACAGAGGUUAAAGAUAAGGAUGUUAUUGAUACAGUUAUCAUGAAUGAAGAAUCAAUGGUUGAAGAGAAGAGUGUAAAAGAUGUUGUUGAUGGUGUCAGUGAUGCUGUGAACGAUGACACAAAACAAGAUUUAGUCGAAACAACUGUUGACACUAAUGUCUCGGAGUCUGUUAGUAAAGAACAGCAUUUGAAUGACUCAGACGAGUUAAACAAUGCUGCUGUAGAUGACUUGCCUUCUAAGACUUCUGCAAAUGGCAAUACAAAAGACAAUAUAGAUGAAGAAAGUGAAGAAUCAGCGAAGAUUGCCAACGAUAAACAUCUCGAUGGAAGUUCAAAUGUUAAUGACGAGUCCGUUAAUGGCGAUUCCCCAAGUGUGGGCCAGGUACAAGAUGUUAGUGAUCCAUCUGAAUCCAACGUAAUCCCACCAAAUAGCGUUGAUGUUGAUUCAGAAGCAACGAGAAAUGACUCGACAACUAGCGAAGUUUCAGAGCCCAAGGAGGAUGAUGGGAAUGAAACUGCACGAAGUUCCGUCUCCGAGUCUCAGUCUGAUAUGCCCAGCGAGACGUCAAGUGAAGGCAAGCCACCUCAACAAAGAUUUUCUCAUAUCACCCAGAAGGAUGCAUUCUUAGUGUUUAGGUCAUUGUGUAAACUAUCGAUGAAACUGCUUGCGGAAGGACCGUUGGAUCCCAAAUCGCAUGAGCUCAGAUCUAAAAUUCUCUCACUGGAGUUGCUGUUAACUUGUCUACAAAGUGCCGGACCUGUUUUCCGUACUCAUCCAAUGUUUAUCAACGCUAUAAAACAAUAUUUAUGCGUCGCAUUAUCAAAGAAUGGCGUCUCAUCUGUUCCUGCUGUGUUUGAACUAUCGUUGGCAAUCUUUCUCACACUUUUGUCAUACUUCAAGACACAUUUGAAAAUGCAGAUUGAGGUGUUCUUCAAAGAUAUUUUCUUAAACAUUUUGGAAACGUCGACAAGUUCUUUUCAACAUAAAUGGAUGGUGAUGGGGACGUUAACUAGAAUAUGUUCAGACGCACAGACGGUCGUUGAUAUAUAUUUAAAUUACGACUGUGAAUUGGCUUUGUCGAAUAUCUUUCAAAGAUUGAUCAAUGAUUUGUCUAAAGUUGCCCAAGGACGUCAAGCUAUUGAAUUAGGAGCGACACCAGUUCAAGAACGCAGUAUUCGUAUCAAAGGUCUGGAAUGUCUCGUUUCUAUUCUUAAAUGUAUGGUAGAAUGGAGCAGGGAUCUUUACUUUAAACCUGAUUCACAGGUGGACGAUAAUUUUGAUCUGGUUGAUGGUGCACCAACAGUUUCUCAAAAAGGAAGCACCGAGGAGAAUGAAAACGGAGGGCCGGUGAUUUACAAUCUCAAAAACGGGGGUAGUCAGUCGUCUCUUAAUAGUACAAAAGCCAUCGAUAAUGCUGAAGAAUUUGAGAGUCUUAAACAGAAGAAGGAGACGAAAGAAAAGGGAAUUCAAUUAUUUAACAAGAAUCCAUCAAAAGGUAUAAAAUUCCUUCAAUCUGAAGGUCUCCUUGGUGAGACAGCAACCGAAGUCGCUCAGUUCUUACACACUGAUGAUACACUAGACAAGACUAUGAUUGGUGAGCUGAUUGGUGAUCCAGGACAAUAUGAACGGGAGAUAAUGUACGCCUAUAUAGAUCAGUUGGAUUUCACUGGUACCAAUCUUGUGCAAGCUCUGCGAUUGUUCUUACAUAACUUCCGGCUUCUCGGUGAAGCGCAAAAGAUCGAUCGACUCGUGGAGAAGUUUGCGAGUAGGUUCUGUGAAACGAAACCAAAUGACGAUGUGUUUGCUAGUGCAGACGCUGCCUACGUUCUGGCUUAUUCUAUCAUCAUGUUGACUACUGAUCUACAUAGUUCACAGGUUAAACGGAAGAUAACGAAAGAGCAGUACAUUCAAAUGAAUCGUGGUAUAAAUGACAGUAAAGAUCUUCCAUCUGAAUAUCUUGAAGCAAUUUAUGAUGAUAUUGCACAGAAUGAAAUCAAGAUGAAACAUACACCAAAAGUGAACAGUAGAUACGAUGCUACAUAUUUACAAAGUGAGAAACAUCGUCGUAUGUUGUAUUCUAUGGAAAUGGAGCAGAUGGCGGAAAACGCCAAAACACAAAUGGAAGACGUGAGUCAUAUUCAGACGGAUUUUGUCACGGCGACACAGAUUGGUCACGUGAAGACAAUGUUCAAGGUUGCAUGGAGUCCGUUUCUUGCCGCGUUCAGCGUCAAUCUACAAGACAACGACGAUCCUUCUGUAGCUUCAUUUUGUCUUGAUGGAAUCCGCUGUGCAAUACGAAUAUCUUGCAUAUUCAGCAUGCCUUUGGAAAGAGAUGCUUUCGUACAAGCGCUAUCCAGGUUCACUUUUCUUACUGCGACCAGUGGCACACAUAUUCAUGAAAUGAAAACGAAGAACAUCGAGACGAUCAAGACACUUCUUACCAUCGCUCAAACGGAUGGUAAUUACAUCGGGAAGUCUUGGCUCGAGAUACUGAAAUGCAUUUCCCAACUUGAAUUGGCUCAACUUAUCGGUACUGGUGUGAAAACGCGAUACCUUCACACGGCGUCCUGCGGUGUUACUAAUUCACCCACAGCAUUAACCGCAAACAACAAGACAUCUUAUGAUAUAACCUCAGGUCGGAUGCCUGUUGCCGCUGACUCGAAAAAAGCAGCUGGCUCACAGGAAGCCAUUGGGGAGACCGCUGCACAAAAUGUUGUCGUUGCAGUGGACAGAGUUUUCACGGGAUCAGUGAAACUGGAUGGUGAUGCUAUCGUCGAUUUCGUGGAAGGUUUACGUCAAGUCUCGGAAGUUGAGCUUUCCAAUCCUACAAUGAUACGUAUGUUUAGUCUGCAGAAGAUCGUAGAGAUUGCUUAUUACAAUAUGGGUCGUAUUCGGCUGCAAUGGUCACGAAUAUGGGCUGUGUUGGGAGAUCAUUUUAACAAGUGUGGUUGUAACCCUAAUGAAGAAGUUGCGUUCUUCUGUGUCGACUCUUUGCGACAAUUAUCCAUGAAAUUCUUGGAAAAGGGGGAAUUGCCAAAUUUCCGAUUUCAAAAGGAUUUUCUCCGACCCUUUGAAUACAUAGUGAAGAAAAACAGUUCUUCCACAAUUCGUGAUAUGGUCGUACGAUGUGUCACACAAAUGGUGCAUUCGCAAGCCGCAAACAACAAAUCUGGUUGGAAAAAUGUUUUCUCCGUUUUUCAUUUGGCUGCGUCCGAUCAUGAUGAAGGAAUCGUGGAACUCGCUUUUCAAACAACAGACUACGGAGUAGAGGAUGCUGGGAUAUCAGAGCAGGACAGAAUCUGGGUGAAAGGCUGGUUUCCAGUCCUUUUUGAGCUUUCGUGUAUCAUCAACCGAUGUAAACUAGAUGUCAGAACAAGGAUCUGCGAUGAAGCUUUGAGGCAGUUUAUUGAAUUACAGUCAGUUGGUCACAGGGAUGCUUGGACAAGUUUACUAUUGCUUAUGUUUACCAGAAUUCUUCGUUUGAACGAUGAAAGAGCAAAGGAAUAUUACUUAAAGAGGAGAUGCCUAAUUAUGGUGCUGUUGAUAGCGCAAACUCAGAUUCUGAAAAUCUUCAACAGGCAACAGCAGUUCUUCUGCAAGAAGAACAAAAGAAGACAGUCAUUGAAGAGUAUCGAGAUGCUACAAUUGUCAGUGACAGUCCAGUUUUUCGAGUUUAUGUGAACCACAUGGCAAGUGACUUUGCCAAUGACAUUUUGGGAAUUUACAAGAAUCACAGUAGUAAGUUGUGUGCUUGGUUCAGUGUAAAGUUUGAAAACGAAACUUCAGUUGGCAGUGGUCCUAUGCGAGAAUUUUCAGCCUAGUAAUGAAAAUGACUCUUAAUGGUUUUCCACUGGAUGGUGAAGAAAGGCCCAAAACUCUUGUUUUUGACGGAGAAAAUGACCAUAAAGUUCCUGUAGCCAACUCACUUUAGAAAAGUACAGGCUUCUGUAAGUGCAUUGGAAGAAUGAUUGCACAUUCUUUCCUACAUGCUGGAUCACCACUAUUUAGUUGUUGAUUAUUUGGUAUGUGACAAAGAUGAGAUUUCUUUAAUAGAAGUUGUGGAUAUACCUGACAUUGAUCUGAGGAUUGCAUUGAAUGAGUUGAACAGCCUUGGCAAAGAUGAAGCUCCUGGAACUGCAUUGAAGGAUGUUUUAACUCAGUACAGAGCUGAAGCUUCAAUUUUAGAUACAUCAUUCUCUGGUGCAAAUCUUCAUGUUAUUACCCAGCAAAUCAUGUUACAUGCUGUCCUUACCCGUAGAAAAUCAAAGUUGCAAAAUCUAGCUUAUGGAAUGAAUGAGUUUGGACUGGUUGAUUUCUGAAGAACACAAAGAUGUUGUUCAACCACAACUUUUUCCACAAUCAACUGCUUCUCUUAUUAAUAAAGACAAAUUAAAAAGAAUUAUUGAAGAAGAACUCCUUCCUUGUAAUCAACUGAUGUUGUUUUUGAAACAAUACAUUGAUCUAAUUGAUGGGACAACUAGUGGGGCAAAUCUUAAAGAUCUGUAGUCUUUUUGGACUGGGUGUAAUUUACUGCCUGCAAAUGGUGCAAUCCUGCAUCUCAAAGUUGACAGAACAAAAAGAUUGUAAUCUGCCCCCAGAAAGUAGAACUUGUUUUCAUUUGUUAGUUCUUCCAUGUCAUGAAAACUUUGAUGAAAUGAAAGCUAAACUGGAUAAAGCUUUGCAAUUUGGUUCAAGAGGAUUUACCAAUAUUUGAUCUUGGAACAGUUUAUACAUCUCUUUCAGCAAUAACAUAGCUUGUUGCAGCUAAUAUGGAUGAUGCACAAAAUUGAAAUAUUUUUAUUCUUUGUUUUGGAUAUCAUUUUUAUAGUUAAAGACUUAAAGUGAAUAUGUUAAUGUUUCAUUAAAUUUUGUUCUGGCAGUGCAUCAGCAUUUAUGUGCUAAAAAAUGUUUUCUGCUAAAAUGUUUGAAUAAUGAACAUAAUGAAAAAUUUAUAGCCUUCCUUGCCAUACAUAUCUUCUUUUGUAUUAUCUGAAUUGACACCAACGAACAAUAAGUCAAGUCUUAUAGAACUCAAUGUUUACGAGUCACGAAUAAUGUUGCGUCAUCAUAAUGGGAUGUUCAACAACAAAAUGAGUUUUAACAGAAAUUGUACAGGACAAAAUCCGAUUAUGAAAUUCCAGAAUGGAAUAUGAUCAAGACAAAAUGCGCAUGAGUAAUUGAAAAUAUAGCUAUUAAUUUUGGAGGAGAUGCGCUCUCUUGGUGUUUUUUCCCUUACUGGUACCACUAAUCUUUUAAAUUUGCCUACUGAGACUCAACUACAAUGUGUUUCUCAUCUUUACUACACAUCUGAGAUAAGCAUUACCUUAUUUUCAUUACAUUCUUUACUCUUGUGUCUGCAGUGUUUUUUUAACACAAGUAAUUAUAAUUCCGUGUAGUUGGAGUUUGAAAAUUAUUAAUAAUUUACAAUGGUUUAUUAAAUAA
Messenger RNA from Xenia sp. Carnegie-2017, 6305 nucleotides. RefSeq names its product brefeldin A-inhibited guanine nucleotide-exchange protein 2-like. Gene Ontology annotation, molecular function: guanyl-nucleotide exchange factor activity. The record is from RefSeq and is a predicted model, not a curated record. Bases 78 to 4544 code for a protein of 1488 amino acids. Gene Ontology annotation, biological process: regulation of ARF protein signal transduction. The transcript has 33 exons. Lineage: Eukaryota; Metazoa; Cnidaria; Anthozoa; Malacalcyonacea; Xeniidae.